CCGACCCGAUGGAAGUCAACAGAUUUGAGAAGGACGUGAAACGAACCAACACCGGGUUCCUGGCGAUAGCAACAGAGGUGGAGAAUGAUGGAGAAAAAGCCUCGGAACCUCCAGAAAAAAUCAAGGACUUACUUAAGGAGUUCCAAGACAUUCUUCCCGACGACCUCCCGGACGAGCUACCGCCAUACCGAACGCACCAACACGAGAUCGUGGAGGAACCAGGUUUGAAGCCGACCUUCCGAGCACCAUAUCGGCCAAGCCCCACAGAACUAGCCGACAUGAAGAAACAGAUCGAGUAUCUCCUCGCCAAAGGACUCAUCCGACCAUCCACUUCGCCAUACGGUGCCCCAGUACUCUUCACACCGAAACCGGACGGAAGCCUGCGCAUGUGCAUUGACUACCGGGCUCUCAACAAGCAGACUAUCAAGAAUAAGUACCCGAUUCUACGAAUCGAUGAUCUGCUUGACCAGCUUCAGGGAGCCACGGUAUUUUCAAAACUAGAUCUGCGGUCCGGAUACUGGCAGAUACAAAUGGCGGACGAUAUCGUUCACAAAACUACCUUCCGAACUCGGUACGGAUCGUACGAGUAUCUGGUGAUACCGUUCGGACUCACCAACGCACCUGCAACAUUCCAAGCAAAGAUGAAUCAUAUCCUACGCCCUCUCUUGGACGAAUGUGUGGUGGUGUACCUGGACGACAUCCUCAUCUACUCUCGCGACAUGCAACAAUACGUCGAACACUUACGACGCGUCUUCGAGAUUCUUCGACGAGAACGCUUCUACGUCAAACUAUCCAAGAGCAAUUUCGCCCUCGAGAAAGUCCAAUUUCUCGGACAUAUCGUAAGCGCUCAAGGAGUUCACGUUGACCCCAAGAGAAUCGAAGCCAAAAGCAACAUCUGCUACAGUGGGACAACAACAUCGCGUACCGGAAAGGAUCAACGAAAACCUGGGUACCUACUUACCCUCCAUUGCGCCAGUUACUACUCGAAGAAUACCACGACGUCCUAUACGCAGGACACUUCGGUAGCAACAAGACGCUCAUCGGUAUCGCCAAGGACUACUACUGGCCCUACUUGGCGGGAGUAUGUUCAGAAAUUCGUCACCUCGUGUGAUACAUGUCAGCGGAUGAAGAGCAGCAAGCAGAAGAAGGAAGGACUGCUACAAACUCUUCCUGUCCCAGAACAACCAUGGCAAGUGGUUAGCCUGGAUUUCAUCACCGGGUUACCACCUACCACCGGUAGUCAUGACGCAAUCCUUGUCGUCAUCGACAAGUUCUCCAAAAUGGGACACUUUAUUCCGACACACACGACAGCAUGCACCGAAGAAACAACACAACUCUUCAUACGCUACAUCAUCUCACAACAUGGCAUUCCUACCACACUCAUCUCCGACCGAGACCCCAAAUUCAGUAGCAAGUUCUGGAAGGAACUUAUGUCUCUGCUCGGGACCAAACUCGCCAUGUCAUCCGCCUACCAUCCACAGACAGAUGGACAUACCGAGCGCCUCAACCAAAUUGUGGAGCAACUCCUCCGCGCAGCCUGCAAGGACGACAUCUCCAAAUGGGACUUGCACCUACCUGUCGUGGAGUUUGCAUACAACAAUGCCACUCACGCCGCUACUGGACAGACGCCGUUCUUCCUCUGUUACGGACGCCACCCACUCACACCUCAAUAGCCAAACAUACCAGCCACUGUCCAACCCA
Messenger RNA from Closterium sp. NIES-67, 1701 nucleotides. Lineage: Eukaryota; Viridiplantae; Streptophyta; Zygnematophyceae; Desmidiales; Closteriaceae. The record is from the annotation of a GenBank genome assembly.